GUCAUCCUUCUUCUCAAAAGGGUUACACACGAUUGUUUAUCUUGAAACUCUAAACAAUUCAUGUUAGCCCCAACGUCACUUUCGAGAAAUUGUUUUUACGCAAGAUGACAGAUUUCUCCUGUUUUACGUCAGGGUGGCAAAUCAACCCACUUUGCCAACACGAUAUGUGCACGAUUUGCCACCGAAGUUGCGAAUAGUCCUUAAGAUUUGGACAAAAUAAGCAGAGUUGCCGUACCCUUGUGACUCAUCAUAGGAUUGGAUGAGGGCUUCGCCCAAUUUGAUAAAAGGGUGCCCUUCCUUGUUGAAACUGCAAGCGAGCAGUUGAUGCUUCUCCUGGCCAAAUUCCCACGGGGGCUCAAGCUCAACCGUAAGCAGACUGUUCCUCCAGUGAAACUUUCCAGUAUUGCUCGACAUGAAAGCCAUGAAGAUACUAGUCUUCUUUUUCUGUUGCCUCUCUUUGAGGUCCGCUUUGUCGAGCCACAGUCGCUACGAUGCAAUCUUCAACUUGGGUGACUCUCAUAGCGACACCGGAAACUACCCUCGUACUGAUGCAACCGCAUUUCUGGUCAUCAAAAGCCUCCCUUACGGCGAGACUUUCUUCCGCCGCCCGACCGGUCGAUGCUCGAAUGGACGUCUCAUUGUCGAUUUCAUAGCUGAAGCAUUUGGACUGCCGUAUCUUCCACCAUAUCUAGCAGUUGCCAAAGGUGCUCGUGUUCGUACGGGAGUGAACUUCGCAGUUACUGGUGCCACAGCAGUCGACCCGUCUUACUUCUAUGCUCAGAAGAUUGGGCAACAGUUGUGGACCAAUGACUCGUUGAGUGUUCAGCUUGGCUGGUUCAAGAAUUUGAAGAAGUCUCUCUGUACCACAAAACAAGCAUGUGAUGAGCACUUCAAGAAAUCACUGUUUAUGAUUGGGGAGAUAGGUGAAAAUGACUACAUGUUUUCCUUACUCUCCGGUCGAAGCAUUAAACAGCUGCGUGCUUUUGUACCACUCGUCGUUGGAGCAAUCACUCGUGCCAUCAGUGUGCUAAUAGAAGAAGGGGCCGUGGAUCUAAUGGUGUCGGGACAGUUGCCGGUAGGCUGCACCUCCAUGUUUCUAACUGUGUUUCAGAGCACUAAUGAAUCGGCGUAUGACAAAAGAACCGGGUGUCUCAAGGCUUAUAAUGCCUUCUUCAAGUAUCACAAUAACUACCUCAAGCAAAAAUUGGAAAAUUUGAGACAACAAUACCCUCAUGCAAGAAUCAUGUACGCUGAUUAUUAUGGUGUUGCCAUGUCUAUCUACCGAUCUCCAAAACACUACGGCUUCUAUGGAGGGACACCAAGGGCUUGUUGUGGAGGAGGUGGUCCACACAACUUCAAUACGACAGCAGUAUGUGGUCAGACCGGCGCAACUCCUUGCAAAGAUCCCUCGGCUUUCGCAGAUUGGGAUGGGAUUCACUUCACCGAGUCUGCUUAUCAUCACAUCGCCAAAGGGUUGAUUUCUGGUGGCUUCACAUCUCCACCACUCCUAUCCUAAUUUUAUUAUUGACAUUACACGUAAAAUGCAUUCCGACAUGUUACCAUACUUUUGUACUUGGUUAUGAUGACAUAUGAGAAUGUUUUAUGCUUCAUUUUGAAUCUAUAAUAUUUAGCUUCAAAAAGUAAUAUUGUUGUUA
This is a messenger RNA of Syzygium oleosum, 1655 nucleotides long. Its product is annotated as GDSL esterase/lipase At5g45910-like. Lineage: Eukaryota; Viridiplantae; Streptophyta; Magnoliopsida; Myrtales; Myrtaceae. Gene Ontology annotation, molecular function: hydrolase activity, acting on ester bonds. The transcript is spliced from 5 exons. The record is from RefSeq and is a predicted model, not a curated record. The coding region runs from base 413 to 1516 and encodes 367 amino acids.